AUGUCCUCCUCCAUCUCUGUCCUCGCUGGGAAACCCAUGAACAACACGCCCAAAAUAUACGCCAUCUUUGGAAUCUUCUUGCUGUCGCUCUUUGCUGUAUCGUUCCCCAGCAUAUCCAAACGGACUCGGCUACUACGCAUACCGCAUGUCGCGUUUUUCAUUGGAAAGCACUUUGGGACUGGCGUCAUCCUAUCCACUGCCUUCUGCCAUCUGCUACAAGACUCGUUUGAGCACCUUCAGAACCCGAUAUUGAAGAAAAAGUAUCCCAAAGUGGGCGAGCAAACCGGAUUAAUAAUACUAAGCUCUUUGCUCUUCAUCUUCUUCGUCGAAUAUAUAUCGACCUCCUACGUCGAUUUCCUCCAUGCAGAGUCUUCAGCACCUUCAUCUCCCGCCAUCUCCGCUCCACCCUCGCGCCCGCACUCUCCCCAACCCAUAGUAAUGGAAACGACCCCGCUAUUGGUUCCUGUGCAUUCCAAAGCCAACCCCGAUUAUGUCGCCGCCAUCCUCGCUCCACCAAGACACUGCCCGCUUAGCCGACACGAUGGUCGGUUGUUGUCUAUAUGUGUAACAACAGCGAACCAUGACCGAGCUCCCGUCCAUCUCCCGCAAGAUGUGGCCGAGUCAGAGGCAGAUGAGCCAACUCCUACGAUUGGGAGAGGGAGGCAGAUGGUUGGAAUCAUUGUUCUUGAACUGGGAAUUAUGCUGCAUUCACUAGUCAUUGGUUUGACGUUGGCCUUGACGACUGGUGGCGACUUUACUUCGCUACUCACUGCCAUCAUAUUUCAUCAGCUCUUCGAGGGACUGUCGCUUGGUAUCCGGAUAGCCUCUUUACCGCCUGCAAAGCACCACCCCCGCCGCGAUUGGUUCUCCAUCACGCUCUCCCUUCUUUUCGCACUUACGACACCUCUUGGGCUUGCGGUUGGUGUUGCCGCAUUCAAUGGGCAGAGUGCCAAAUCAAAACCCCUGGCUACAACACUUCUCAUCAAAGGGAUAAUGUCUGCUGUCUCCGCAGGGAUGCUGAUAUACGCGACGACUGUCGAGAUGCUUGCGGCAGACUUUGUGUACGGGAACCUCGAGGACGGAAUGGGCCACUCACAUGGACAUGGUGGCCACUCACAUGAUGUCGAGCAGGAGGACGACAAACCAGACGCUUCUGGCAAGCCCGCUUCGGCUGGGAGACGGGCAUUGGCGUUAGGGAGCCUGUUAGCUGGUGUGGGUAGUAUGGUGCUUGUUUCGCUGGGGGAGUAA
Mycena indigotica is the source of this 1248-nucleotide messenger RNA. Its product is annotated as Zip-like iron-zinc transporter. Gene Ontology annotation, cellular component: plasma membrane. Gene Ontology annotation, biological process: zinc ion transmembrane transport. Gene Ontology annotation, molecular function: zinc ion transmembrane transporter activity. The record is from RefSeq and is a predicted model, not a curated record. The coding region runs from base 1 to 1248 and encodes 415 amino acids. The transcript is spliced from 8 exons. NCBI's taxonomy places the organism in Eukaryota, Fungi, Basidiomycota, Agaricomycetes, Agaricales, Mycenaceae.